AUGCACAUACCGCUUUCGCCGAAAUCUCGUCGCAAAGCGGCCGCCGCCGCAUCAAAAGAAGAGGAUGAACGAGACGACACAACAUUGGACGUUUUGGAAACCGUCUCGCAAGUUCGAGCGAAAGUGUAUUCAAAGCGACACAAAGAACAGAAAACGAUCGCGUUCGUACCAACCAUGGGAGGAUUACACCAAGGACACGUGUCUUUAAUCCAACUGGCAUUGAACAAAUACGAUUUUGUCGUCGUGAGCGUCUACGUGAACCCGAUGCAGUUCGCACCGAACGAAGACUUUGACCUGUAUCCGAGAACGUUAGAGGAAGAUUUGGAGAAGAUGAAAAAUUUAAGAGAAAACGCGCGCAUGUGCGUCUUCGCGCCGAAGGAAUCUCUGUUUGGAAAAGGCGUGGACCCUUCGGAGUGCGCGCACGUGACGGUCCCGAACGUGGGUCAGGGGUUGUGCGCGACCACGCGACCGCAUUUUUUCGGCGGCGUGGCGACGGUGGUUUUGAAACUGUUGAACAUCGUCAAACCGGACGCGGCGGUGUUCGGGAGGAAAGAUUAUCAGCAGUUGAAAGUUAUCGAGAAGAUGGUGAGAGAUUUCGAUUUGGACGUGGAGAUUUUGAGCGGGGAGAUCGUGCGCGAACCGGUGAACGGAGACGCGUCGGACGCGGACUCUUGCCCGGGAUUGGCGAUGAGUUCCAGGAAUACGUAUUUAACGGAAAAAGCGAGGAAACAAGCGGAGUCGAUAUCGGUGGCGUUGAAAGAUGUCGCGGAUGGUAUUUCCGGACGCUCGGACGAGUUUACGCCGGCUAUGGGGGCGAACAUGGCGCAGGGAUGGGUUGGGUUUAUUAAAAGGUGCAUAGAACUGAGCGGAGGUAAAGUCGAUUACGUGGAGAUUCGCCAACGAGAGACGUUGGAAGGGCCGGUGGAAAAGUUAGUCAAAGGGGAGAAAUACGUGGUGUUAGCAUAA
This is a messenger RNA of Bathycoccus prasinos, 966 nucleotides long. Its product is annotated as pantoate--beta-alanine ligase. The record is from RefSeq and is a predicted model, not a curated record. Gene Ontology annotation, molecular function: pantoate-beta-alanine ligase activity. The transcript is spliced from 2 exons. Gene Ontology annotation, biological process: pantothenate biosynthetic process. Lineage: Eukaryota; Viridiplantae; Chlorophyta; Mamiellophyceae; Mamiellales; Bathycoccaceae. Bases 1 to 966 code for a protein of 321 amino acids.